CCGCCCCGAAUCCGCGGAGAACCUACCAUGAUUUGCGCAAACCUGUUCAUCAUCCUGAUUUUCAUCGACGAGGUGCUGCAUUCCACUGGGGAUCCUGUUCUACCGGGUGGCUGGAGGGUGGACUGCGUGCGGGCCAAUGAGUUGUGCAUGGCUGAACCAGGCUGCAGCAGCCGCUACCGGACCCUGCGUCAGUGCCUGGCAGGGAAGGCCGCCAUGCUGUUUGGUCCUGAGGCCAAGAAUGAGUGCAUCGCCGCAGUGGUGGCGCUUCAGCGAAGCCCGCUGUUUGACUGCCGAUGUAAGCGGGCGAUGAAGAAAGAGAAACAGUGCCUGGCCAUCUACUGGAGCAUCCACCAGAGUUUGCAGCAAGGGAAACGAGCCCAAAAUCUAACGUACAGGAAUGGAGCUGGGAGACGCAGUUCAGAGGAAAGGCAGCGCCACAUGGUGUUGGGAGGCCUGAAAGGUGAUGACCUGUAUGAAAGCUCUCCCUACGAGCCGGUUAACUCUCGUCUGUCCGACAUAUUCAGACUUGCUGCAAUCAGUUCAGGGAUGGAGCCCAUGGGAGCUCGUGGGAACCAGUGCUUGGAUGCAGCCAAGGCUUGCAACCUGAAUGACACCUGCAAAAGGUACCGCUCGAGCUACAUCUCCACCUGCGUCAAGCGCACCUCUCCCUCCGACACCUGCAGCCGCCGCAAGUGCCACAAGUCGCUGAGGCAGUUCUUUGACCGGGUGCCAGCGGAGUACAGCUACCGGCUGCUUUUCUGCUCCUGCAACGACCCAGCCUGCGCAGAGAGGCGCCGCCAGACCAUUGUUCCCGUCUGCUCAUACGAAGAUAAGGAGAAGCUGAACUGCCUGGCACUCCAUCAGACCUGCAAGAUGGACCACGUGUGCAGGUCACGAUUGGCAGAUUUCCUGUCUAACUGCCAACCCUCCGCACAAUCACUGAGUGGCUGUUUCCGUGAGAACUACGCGGCUUGUUUGCUCUCGUACUCGGGACUCAUUGGAAGUGACAUGACCCCAAACUACAUUGACGCAACUGACAUUGUGGUGGCUCCAUGGUGUACCUGCAGUGGCAGUGGAAACCAGAAAGAAGAAUGUGACAAGUUCCUGAACUAUUUCAAAGUGAAUGCCUGCCUCAGAAAUGCGAUGCAAGCUUUUGGGAAUGGUACGGACGUGAAUAUGUGGAAAACCAGUUUGCCCACUCUGGCCACACUGCUGCUGAAGACAGAGAAGACGAUUGAGAGCGCUCAACCCUCUGACCACAUUAAGGAAAUCACCACAGCUGACGAUGCUAACAUUUUCACCAUGUGUUCUGACCUGCAGGAAAAUGGACCAAAGUUCAACACUUCCAAAGAACAGAGUCUCUGCCUUCCUGAGGCACAAGCUCCUGCACUGAACAAGGACAAGAUUAAAGACAUGGAUAAAAUGCCAAGCUACACAGAUCCAAGGAAUGGGCACUCAUUCGGGGCACGCAUCCGUGCCAGUGUGGCAUGGGUAGCAAUUUCCUUUUAUAUCAUAACAACCCUGACGUCAUAGGAGCCUCAAGGAGCCCUCGAAGAAUGUCCACAUCCAUCCUACUUAAUUGAAAAAUGAUACCCCAUGUGGAGAUAAUACAAAUAUAAUUGGUUGAAUUUUAAGGGAGAAAGUGCAAGGGAAAGUUGUGAUUGCUUUGGUACAAAUGUGUUAACAAAAAAAAAGUCUUGGUUCUCCAAAGCGUAUGCUUUUCAUGGACACGAUGCUGUGAACAGGCUGGGGCCUUGCUUCCUUGGACAAGAAAAAGUGCGACUGCCUCUUGAAGCCUAGCUGUAUGCCAGAGCCUCAGCACCGGGCUGCUUAUUGGACUUGAGUAGCCAGUUAGGCUUAAGCAAAGCCUUCCGAAAUUGGAUCACAGUACAUUCCUCACCUGACGGUCAAGGCCGGAGGACAGGAUUCCAACUGGGCGACAUGGCUGCAGUGAUUAAUGGUUGUAUAAGACCACUUCUCUGUUUUAUUGUAUGUACGUUUUAUCCCCACCCCCUCCCCCUACCCCUACCCCACCCGCUGUUCUUGGAGUUGCGGAGAGAUACUGGUGUGUUGAAACUCCCACUCUUUUCUACGCUCAAUAUCAUUUAUACCCAAGGGAGUGUACAAGUUCUGUUUACGUGUGAAAAAUGUUUCCUCUUUUGUUCUGAACUUUCUAGAAGUGUGUUUCAUGCAGUAAUAGAUGUCUACCCAGCUUGCGUUGCUUCUGCGAGCUGUCUGUGGAAUUAUACCGUCAUUGUAUAGUGUAUUAUUUCAAGAACAUAAACAGGAAUAUAUCUCUACUAA
Messenger RNA from Carcharodon carcharias (great white shark), 2304 nucleotides. RefSeq names its product GDNF family receptor alpha-2-like. Gene Ontology annotation, molecular function: signaling receptor activity. NCBI's taxonomy places the organism in Eukaryota, Metazoa, Chordata, Chondrichthyes, Lamniformes, Lamnidae. Gene Ontology annotation, cellular component: signaling receptor complex; external side of plasma membrane. The coding region runs from base 28 to 1533 and encodes 501 amino acids. The record is from RefSeq and is a predicted model, not a curated record. The transcript is spliced from 10 exons. Gene Ontology annotation, biological process: nervous system development.